This is a messenger RNA of Cadophora gregata, 357 nucleotides long. RefSeq lists its product as uncharacterized. The transcript has 3 exons. The record is from RefSeq and is a predicted model, not a curated record. Lineage: Eukaryota; Fungi; Ascomycota; Leotiomycetes; Helotiales; Ploettnerulaceae. The coding region runs from base 1 to 357 and encodes 118 amino acids.
AUGGCCCUGCUUGAUCUUCCAGUAGAUAUUGUUCAUGAAAUCUUCCUCUGCGCUGUCAUUGCGCGCGGUGUGACGAGAGCUCUGAGGUUGAAGCUCGUGUGUAAACAAUUCCGACGUUAUCUACAGGCUGCCCUUUUUGAAUCGCGACUACUUGACGGGUUCUUAGUUGAGGCAAGGAUUGGCAGCAGACUCUUUUUUAUGGAAGAUUGGUACAUCCGGAAGAGGCAUGGGGUGGAGAAGCUAUGGCAAGCGUAUCUUGUUUAUCGAGUAAAAAAUGAGGCCGACCCAAACAAAGGUAGCUUCGUUGCAAUACGGCAGCUCUCAGAGCAGUUUUGUGAACAAGCGAAAGCAGACUAA